This is a messenger RNA of Lichtheimia ornata, 1476 nucleotides long. RefSeq lists its product as uncharacterized. Bases 1 to 1476 code for a protein of 491 amino acids. Gene Ontology annotation, molecular function: transmembrane transporter activity. Lineage: Eukaryota; Fungi; Mucoromycota; Mucoromycetes; Mucorales; Lichtheimiaceae. Gene Ontology annotation, cellular component: membrane. The record is from RefSeq and is a predicted model, not a curated record. Gene Ontology annotation, biological process: transmembrane transport. The transcript has 9 exons.
AUGGAACCAGAAAAGAAAUUGCCCGCCAAACAACUCUUCCUUGUAUGCGCAGUACGAUUUGCAGAACCUGUAAGCUUCUCAAUCCAUGUACCGUUUAUCUACUUUAUGGUGCGUGAUUUCCACUUGGGCAAAGAGUCUGAUAUUGGAUACUAUGUGAGUCUCAUCACGACAGCGUUUGCCAUUUCACAAGUCAUAUCUGCCAUGCCGCUGGGGAUGAUCUCGGACAGGGUGGGACGAAGACCAAUGGUAUUAUGUGGUUUGGCCGUGGGCAUUAUCAGCAUCCUAUUCUUUGGGUUAUCCAAGACUUAUACAUGGGCGUUGAUGACCAAGAUUUUGUCCGGGUUACUGGACAACAACAUUGCCAUCAUCAAGAGUAUGGUAUCAGAGAUCAGUGCUGGAUAUUCAGAGACCCAACGUGCUCGUGCAUUCUCCUUGCUACAAGUUGUAUUUGGAUUGGGAAGCAUUGUUGGUGCAUUCUUGGGUGGUUACCUAUCAGAGCCUGUGCAAAAGUAUCCCAGCCUCUUCAACAAUGCUGGCCAGUUGACCGAUUUUUUGAACGAAUACCCUUACUUUUUACCCUGUUUUGCCGCUGCAUUGAUUGAUACCGUGUGCUGGAUCGCCGGCUUCUUAUUCUUGGAGGAAACACUUGUCAAAAAAGAGGCAUCCGACAAUGAAACGACUCGCCAAGAACAAGAGAAUGCACCUUUGUUGAAUGAUGUUGAUGGCGAAUCAUACAGCACAUUCAGUGGACAAGAGCAGCAACAGCAACAACAGCAAGAAGUGAAGCCGAAGAGACCAUUCAGCGAUGUGUUGACACCCGCAGUUAUCACCAUUUGUGCCAUCUAUGCCAUGACUGCAUAUCAAAACGUCUUUUAUGAUGAGUUAUUACCUACAUGGUCAGCUACAGAAAGGGAUACAGGUGGUCUUGGCCUCAAUUCAAGUGAAAUUGGCACCGUGCUCUCUAUUGGAGGAUUCGUGACACUCUUUGUGCAAUUCUUUUUAUACCAUCGGUUGACUGAGCGCUUGGGCACAAUUCGUCUUUUCCGCACGGCACUUCUUUUGAGCAUCUUUGUGUAUGCGGUACAAGGAUGUGUGCGAUAUUUGGCUGAUAUCCCUGAUUUGCACGGCAAUUCAACCAAGACAUGGCUCUUUGCUGGUCUCAUGACUGAAAUGGCGCUCAAGACGAUUUGCCAAACGAUUGCCAUGACUGGAUCCAUUAUCCUCAUCAACAAUGCUGCCAAAAGACAGGACUCUUUGGCUACCAUCAAUGCUCUCUCACAAUGUUGCUCAAGCGCAAUGCGUGCCUUGGGACCAGCAACAUGCGGCUUUAUUUGGUCAACGACUAUUGCUGCGGUAUGGCUUCCUUUCACUGUGCGAGCACAUCUCACUUGGAUCAUCUUGGCAUGUAUUGCCGUCACGACAUUCUUAUUCAGCGUAAAGCUCAAGCCCGAAUACUAUGUAUCCAAGGCACGUUGA